Monoraphidium neglectum is the source of this 1218-nucleotide messenger RNA. RefSeq lists its product as hypothetical. The transcript is spliced from 4 exons. The coding region runs from base 1 to 1218 and encodes 405 amino acids. The record is from RefSeq and is a predicted model, not a curated record. Lineage: Eukaryota; Viridiplantae; Chlorophyta; Chlorophyceae; Sphaeropleales; Selenastraceae. Gene Ontology annotation, molecular function: structural constituent of ribosome. Gene Ontology annotation, biological process: translation. Gene Ontology annotation, cellular component: mitochondrial small ribosomal subunit; ribosome.
AUGGCAGGAGUGCUGCAGCACGCAGCGCGCUUGCAGAGUGCUGCAAACUGGACCUGCUGGAGCAAUGGGUUGCCUGUUGUUGCAAAGUGGGAAGGUGCAUCGUGCGGCUUUGCUUCCACAGCAAGCGGCAGUGCGUCCAGUAGUAGCAGCGAACGGCCUGCUGAGGGCGGCAGCAGCGGCAUCGAUGGCAGCGCCACCCGCAGCGGCUCCCCCGUGGCCGGCAGCAGCACUGCGAGCAGCACACCCCGUGUCACCCAUGAAGGCGCCAACACCAGCAGCAAUAUUGAUGCCAGCGCCACCAGCACCAGCAGCUUCAACACUACAGGCUCUGGCGCCGCAGCUGCCACGUUUUCGGCUGCCUCCGUCAAGGAGGCACGCAUGGAGCGGCUGAUGCGCGUUUUGCUGCAGCCCGUGUCGCGCACGCGUGGCUGGACAGGGCAGCUCAGCCCUCAUCUGGUACAUGUGAACGGGCAGCUGUUUGUGGAGCCGCAGGCAGUGCUGACCAGUAUGCUGCGUGCGCUGCACGUGAUGCGCAGCGUACUGCAGGAGGACGGCCACGUCUACGUGGUGGAGACCAACCCGCUGCUGCGCCCCCUGCUGCGGGAGGCGGCGCGGUCCUGCAUCAACCCCAACAUGUGGUUCAUGGAGUCCUCGUGGGCGCGCGGCGCACUGACAAACGCCGCGUCACACCGCCGCCUCUUCCUGCCAGCGCACCAGCCCAACAGGAGGUUGUUCAUUGAAAAGGGUUUGCGCAUGGUCAACCCCCACUGCCCCUCGCCCGCGCGCCUGCCGCCCCGCCUUGAUUGGAGUGAUAAGUGGGCGCUGUUCACCCGGAGCAACCGGCCGGGAUACCGCGAGCUGCUGGAGACUCUGCUGGAUGCGGAGCAGCAGAUGCACAGCCUGAAGCCGCCGCGCACCCUGGCCGGCCGUGGCCGUGACCUGCGCCUGCUGGUGGUGCUGGACACAACGCGCAACGCCAUCGCACUGCAGGAGGCCGCGCAGCGCGGCGUGCCCACCGUGGCGCUGGCCAGCGGGCAGGCCGAUAUGUCUGCCAUCACCUACCCAGUGCUGGCGCGAGACUUCUCCCCAGAGUUUGCCCACUUCUUCCUGGACAUGAUCAUCAAGGUGGCAAACUAUGAGCCCCCGCACGAAGCGCAGCCCGACUCGCUCGCAGACGACGAGGCGGGCACUGCUGCGGAGCGUGCUGCUGCUGCUUGA